Messenger RNA from Closterium sp. Naga37s-1, 1704 nucleotides. The record is from the annotation of a GenBank genome assembly. NCBI's taxonomy places the organism in Eukaryota, Viridiplantae, Streptophyta, Zygnematophyceae, Desmidiales, Closteriaceae.
AUGUGGCCGCGGCAAGAAGCAGGUGUGUGCGCGGGUGGAACGGUACAGUUGAGCCGGCCUGACAUCCUCCUUGUCUCAUCAAUUCCCCUCUCCAUCCCGCUCUCCAUCCCCCUCCUUAUCCCCCACUCCAUCUCCAACCCCGCUCCUCCCCCUUCUCCCAUUCAGAUGCUCAAGGUGGGCACGUGGAUGGGAGCAGCAGCCUGCACGGCCCUUCUCUUCAUGCUCUCCCCGUCCCUCUGGCUGCUCGCGGGGCUCCUCGUCAUCAUCGCCAGCAUCGGAAACGGCCUCGCCACAAUGCUCAAGGUGGGCACGUGGAUGGGAGCAGCAGCCUGCACAGCCCUCCUCUUCAUGCUCACCCCGUCCCUCUGGCUGCUCGCCGGUCUCCUCGUCAUCGUCGCCAGCAUCGGCUACGGCCUCGCCACCGUCAGCUACAACGGCUACCUGCCCCUCCUCGUGCACGCCUCGCCCGAAGUACUCUCCGCAGAGGCCACGGCCGACCCGGAAGCAGUCGCAACCGCGCGGGAAGACGUGGAGAAUUGGUACUCGCUCAUCGGGCUAGCGGCGGGGUGUCUGGGUGAUAUACCGGUCACGCUCGUCGCGUUUGCGCUCACGCUGGUUUCCUCGGACGAGUCGGUUCAGAUGCGCGUUGCCACCGCGUUUUGCGGCCUCUGCUGGAUCCUCUUCGCGCUCCCCACUUUUCACUACCUCCGUGCCCGACCGGGACCCCCGCUCCCGCUUCCCCCUCCCCUCUCUGCGGGGAAUCAUGAGGCAGAGGGGGCAGGGGAAGGCAGGGAUGGGGGCUGCUGCUCCGGCUGUAGCGGCGCUGGCUGCUACAGCUCGGGCGAGGCCUGCCAGGGUUGUCGCUACAGCUGCGGGUCUUGCUACAGCCGGGUGCGGUUCUUUUUCAGCAUUGUGGGGGCGAGCUGGAAAGGCAUGGGGGACACAUUGGCCGACGCGUACCGGCACCACCGCAACGCUCUCGUCUUCAUCGCAUGCUACUUUGUGUAUGCUGACGGCUUCUCCACUAUCAUCCAAGUGGGGGUAAUCUUCGGGCAGCAGGAUCUCUGCGUGCCGCCCGCAACGCUCGCCAUCCUCGCCACCUCAGUUUCCUUCUGGGCGGCAGCCGGCAUGCCGGUUCUCUACCUCAUACAGAGACGAACCAAGUGGAGCAACAAGACAAUGGCGAUGAUUGCUCUGGGCGGCAUGCUACCCCUGCCGAUCUGGGGCCUCAUCGGCUACUUCACAGAUAGCUUCGGGUUGAAGCACACGUGGGAGUUAUUCGCUUACGUGGGGUGGUUCGGCCUGUGUCUCGGCCCGCUGCUGUCGUACUCGCGUACGCUGUAUGUGGACCUGAUGCCGUCGGGCAAGGAGGGGGCGUUCUUUGCCAUCUACACCAUCAGUGACAAUGGCAGCUCGUCCUUCGGCCCGUUCGUCGUCGCCAUCAUCGCUCAGGUUUCUGGCACGAUUCGGCCCACCUUUGUGUACAUAUUCCUGGUCAUGUUCAUACCCCUUAUAGUCGUCAUCUUUUGCCUCGACCACAAGCAAGGCAUAGAAGAUGCCGGCCGCAACAAGCUCACAACAACAGUGAAGACAUUGGAGGACGGCGAGGAGGCUCCUGCAGCAUGUGGGGAGGGAGGAUCGGAGCUUCACUCUGCUGGUGCUCAAUCCAGUCACAGUGGCAGUAGAAGAGAUGAUGCAGGGUAG